Messenger RNA from Marasmius oreades (fairy-ring Marasmius), 3164 nucleotides. RefSeq lists its product as uncharacterized. The record is from RefSeq and is a predicted model, not a curated record. Gene Ontology annotation, biological process: carbohydrate metabolic process. Lineage: Eukaryota; Fungi; Basidiomycota; Agaricomycetes; Agaricales; Marasmiaceae. The transcript has 19 exons. Bases 451 to 3075 code for a protein of 874 amino acids.
UUCCUGUCAGGGCUGUCCGUGGUUACUGUAAAGGGAAGCGCUGGUUAUAUGCUGCCAGAUGGCACUAAUAUGCAGUUGGUGAGAUCUAUGAUCUCGUCGCUCCGGUUGCUGUGAAAAUUGGCAGAGCCCAGUGGUUGUUCGCGAACCACUUGUGCCACCUCUUCAUCUCUCGUCUCCUGCAAAAUCCCGCAGACAACCCACCUUUACGAUGCCAAAUCAUAAUCAUAAAGCACUCUCAGUAUGUGUAAUACUGAUGAUGAUACGCCCGGGUAACCGGGCAUUGAUGUGUGUAUGAGAUGGAGAUCCAAUCAAAACAAUUUGCCCUCCGCCGUGUUCAUUAUCAUUACCCAGACCACUGCACGACCGUACGACACCCAUCAUUAGCAUUAGCAUAGUUGGUGGGUAGGUGUACAGGGCAGUGAACAGGCAGCUCCCUUCCUCUUGUAACCCAUGCUCGCUGAUACCCUUCUUAAACUUUCUUUAUUAUCCUUUCUUGCAUGGAGAAGCACGGCCCGAUUCACGUCUUCCCGCAACUUUUACCCAGCAGCAUAUCCUCUAGCGGUCCGUUCCCCUUACCUUAACGCUUGGAUUCAAUCUCCCAAGGAUACGACGACGUUUGGUACAUCCUGGCCCUAUCACUGGGACGACAAGAAUGUCAUGGGAUUGGCAGGGUAUGUGAGGGUAGAUGGAACACCAUUUCGAUGGAUGGGUGAUAACUCAUUGGGAAAUCAAACUUCUCUCGUGAGCACGGAAGUCACCCCCACACGCUCAAAAUUCACGAUUUUGGCGGGGCGUGUGCAGUUGAAUGUAACGUUUCUCAGUCCAAUCGAGCCGUCUGAUUGGGUCCUUCAGUCAUUACCGUUCACGUAUAUCUCAAUCGAAGUCGCCACGACUGACGGUUCACCUCAUAACGUGCAGGUGUAUUGUGAUACCAGUGCAGAAUGGGUUUCUGGCGAUAGGAGCAAGCUCGCACGCUGGAACACCACUGUAUCCGACGAUACCACAUAUCAUCAAGCUACUCUUUUUCAACAAUCAUCCAUGUCGGAGAUCAACGAUGUUGCGGAAGACUCGACGAUGUAUUUUGGAAUGGCUUCGAGCACUUCCUCUUCAUGGAAAACCGGGGCAGACGAGGACGUACGAAAGCAAUUUAUACGUAAGGGAACCCUGAAUAACACAAUGGACACCUCAUUUCGAGCAAUUCAAGAUCAUUUCGUAGUCUUCGCUCAUGCUGUCGACCUGGGAAAUAUCAUAAAAUCGUCUUCUCCGACGGUUUGGUCUCUAGGCUUAGUCCGUGACCCAGUCAGUACUUUUUUUGUUGGAGUGAAUUCGCGGACUCGUAGCCCGUACUUUCUUACGCACUUUAACACUGUCGACGAUGCGGUCAAGUCCUUCAUUAAAGGCUAUAAAAAUGCCGUCAAACGCGCGGACGAACUAGAUUCCAAGAUAAUGAAGGACGCAUCUGCUAUUUCGAACCACUACGCCGACCUGGUGGCGCUUGGUGCGAGGCAAACCAUGGCUGGGAUAGAUAUUACUGUGCCGCGCGGGACUGAUGGUAAAUGGAACAUGUCGGAUGUAAAAGCGUUCAUGAAAGACACGGGCACUUCGCAGAGGAUCAACCCUGUGGAAGGAUUGUUUUCUGCGUUUCCGGCAUUUCUUUAUCUGAAUAGUUCAUUGGGAGGUCUCCUACUGGAUCCCUUAUUGGAGUUUCAAGCGUACGUCGGUAAUCGUCAGUUCUCUGCACCUGACCUAGGAUCAUACCCUCGAGCCACCGGUAACCCGUCGAAUGCGAAUAAUACUGCCUUAGAGAGUACGGGAAACAUGCUCGUCAUGGCUCUGGCUCAUGCGCAAUUAUCUGGAGAUGGUACUCUCAUAAGCCGUUAUUACGACUUGCUCAAAGGCUGGACGGAUUAUCUCGGUGCACAUACAUUACACCCUCAAAAUCAGCGUUCCGCUGAUGGACUGGACAGAAGUGAUCAAUCCAACUUGGCGAUCAAGGGGAUCAUAGGAAUCGCGGCUAUGGCAAAAAUAAGCAAGGCUUUGAACCGAGAGAGUGACUAUCAGACUUAUUCUGCUAAAGCUUCCAACUUAUCCGCCCGGUGGACGAAACUUGCGACGAGUGGGGACCACAUAACGUCCGUUUAUGGUGAUUCACAGUCGAGGCCUUUGGUAUACAAUCUGUAUGCCGAUGUCCUCCUUCGGACCAACGUAGUGGACAGUUCGAUCUAUUCCCAGCAAACAAGGUUUUACAAAACACUUACCACGACUGCCCAGGCUUUUGGACUACCUUACGAUGAUAUCGCACAAGAAGCCCAAGAUUUUGCCAAAGCUCCGUGGACUAUUUUUACCGCUGCAACUGUAACUCAGAAUGAGACUCAAGGCAAGCUCAUCGACAUGGUACAUGCAAGAGCGACGUUCAACGGAACUAGGGGAGACUUUCCUACCACAUACCGAGUUAGUAACGGGUCGGUACUAGUGAACUCCGGUCAAGCCAGUCCGUCACAAGGAGCUAUGUUCGCCCUCCUGGCUUUGAGUCUUCCCAUACAGAACAUGGUGGCCCCACCAGACGCGUUCUCUCAUGCGGUUCAAGCAGCGGGAUUGAAUGGCGGUACAAUUGCAGGUGCCGUUAUUGGGACGUUUGGUGGAAUUGGGCUACUUGCCCUCGGGUUCCUUCUAUGGUGGAAACGACGGAAAACCCUCCUCCAGCAAGAGUCGCUGAAACCUAUACCCUUCGUUCCUCAUAUGCUCUAUCGCCAGCGAGCUCCUGACAGUGUGGAAAUGAACCUGAUGUAUCAGAAUACGCCCCACCGCGCGGUUAGAGGAGUCCUACCGGCUGAUACCAGUUCCGACUUUUCGAUUCCGGAGUCUGAAGAACCCGAACUUACGGACUUGAUAUCGCAUCAACCUUCACAGUCCGUAACGAACUCGAACUCGACGAUGCAUACCACGGAUACUUCCCAGUUGAGACACGAAAUUGCGACUCUGAGGCAGCACAUGAAUGCCUUGCAAGCGCAUCAGGAGGAGAUCUACUUUACCUCACUUCCCCGGCAUGGCACGCCUCCAGUGAUUAAGCCUUGAGGAGGGUUGUACUAUUAUUUAUCUCAUAUGUAGUAAUUUUCCUACUGUAUCAAUAACACCAUACUGUGAAGCAAAGAAUCUUGUAGCAG